AUGAAUCCACUCAUGGCUUUCUUCAUAUGGGUAAAUUUGUUCAUCAUCAUUUUCAAUUGCCUUUUAACUGCAACGCCCAUCUUCUCAAAUUCAAAUUCAAUCCCAAACUUUCUAGAUUUAGCCAAAGAGCCUCAAGUCUUUGAUUGGAUGGUUGAUAUUAGGAGGAAGAUUCAUGAGAAUCCAGAAGUGUGUUAUGAGGAAUUUGAAACCAGUAAGCUUAUAAGAGCCAAGUUGGAUGAAUUGGGUAUUCAGUAUAAACAUCCAGUAGCAGUUACAGGCGUUAUUGGUUACAUAGGAACUCGUCUUCCUCCUUUUGUUGCUCUUAGAGCUGACAUGGAUGCACUUCUUAUGCAGGAAUUGGUGGAAUGGGAGCAUAAGAGUAAAGUAGCUGGAAAGAUGCAUGCAUGUGGUCAUGAUGCUCAUGUUGCUAUGCUUCUUGGUGCUGCAAAGAUCCUCAAGGAGCAAGAAAAAUAUUUACAAGGAACUGUUGUUCUUGUUUUUCAACCUGCAGAAGAAGGAUGUGGUGGGGCUAAGAAAAUUGUAGAUGCUGGAGCAUUAGAAAAUGUCUCUGCCAUUUUUGGAUUGCAUGUCCUAUAUAACUUGCCUCUAGGCGAAGUGGCGUCUAGGUCUGGUCCUCAGUUUGCAGGAAGUGGCUUCUUUGAAGCAAUAAUAAGCGGCAUGGGUGGCCAUGCGGCAAUUCCUCAACAUUCUAUAGAUCCUAUAUUGGCAGCUUCCAAUGUCAUUGUUAGCUUACAGCAUAUCAUUUCUCGCGAAGCUGAUCCCCUCGACUCUCAGGUUUUGACUGUAGCAAAAUUUCAAGGAGGUGCUGCAUUGAAUGUUAUUCCAGACUCUGUCACAAUUGGUGGUACCUUCCGAUCUUUUUCGAGGGAAAGCUUCACGCAAAUGAGACACCGCAUUGAGCAGGUUAUUACUGGACAAGCUGCUGUGCAGAGAUGCAAUGCAACAGUCAGCUUCCUUGAUGAGGAGAAGCCUUUAUUCCCUCCAACUGUAAACAAUGGUGACUUGCACGACUAUUUUCAAAGUGUCGCCAAGAGUUUACUCGGUGCAGAUAAAGUUAAAGGCAUAGAACCAAUGAUGGGAUCAGAAGACUUUGCGUUCUAUCAAGAGGCUUUGCCGGGUUACAUCUUCCUCCUCGGAAUGGAGGAUGUCUCAGUUGAACAUCUUCCAUCUGGACACUCACCCCAUUUCAAAGUCAAUGAAGAUGUGCUUCCUUAUGGUGCUGCGCUUCACGCCUCAUUAGCUGCCAAGUAUCUUGCCAAACUUCAUCAGGAGUUGCCUGUAGUAGAGGGGAAAAAUCAUGAUGAAUUAUAG
Lathyrus sativus (Indian pea) is the source of this 1332-nucleotide messenger RNA. Lineage: Eukaryota; Viridiplantae; Streptophyta; Magnoliopsida; Fabales; Fabaceae. The record is from the annotation of a GenBank genome assembly.